Cooperia oncophora is the source of this 486-nucleotide messenger RNA. NCBI's taxonomy places the organism in Eukaryota, Metazoa, Nematoda, Chromadorea, Rhabditida, Trichostrongylidae. The record is from the annotation of a GenBank genome assembly.
AUGUAUAGUGUUGUACGCUCUACAUGUAUCAAGCUCAUUUUUGGCUACGUCUUCCUUCACUGUAUGCAAACCGGCCUGAUGGCUACGAUAGCAGUCGACUUACUCAUUUCAAUCACAUUCCCUCUAUGGCAUCGUGUGACCAGGAACAAUAUUUAUGUAUCUCUUAUUUCAAUUCCGUCUGCUCUCUAUGGGUUAUUGUCAGUGAUUCUCGGAUUUCUAAUGACUAAUGAUGAUCACGUCAAUCUGUGCAAUCCACCAUCAAGCUUGUACGGAAAAGCGAAAAGUUUCUGGUAUAUUGUGGCCUUCAUAGCCGGAGGUAAACGGCACAUCAAUCAGCCACAAGAUUUUGCCCGACGCACGAUGAGAAGCAUGAGUAUAAUCGUAGUGAUAUUCCUCUGCACAAGAUUCCUCGCUACAGUUGGAGCGAACAUUCUAAAUAUGGGAAAUGUCGACCCGCAUACUGUGGAAUUGUUCCAGAAUUACUGC